Micromonas pusilla CCMP1545 is the source of this 177-nucleotide messenger RNA. RefSeq lists its product as uncharacterized. Lineage: Eukaryota; Viridiplantae; Chlorophyta; Mamiellophyceae; Mamiellales; Mamiellaceae. The transcript has a single exon. Gene Ontology annotation, molecular function: 5'-3' DNA helicase activity. The record is from RefSeq and is a predicted model, not a curated record. The annotation marks the transcript as partial.
CACAGCGUGGACUCGUUCCAAGGCUCCGAAGCGGACGUCGUCGUCGUCAGCGCGGUGCGACGCAACGACCGCGGCGCCGUCGGAUUCCUGGACGACCGCCGUCGCCUCAACGUCGCGUUGACGCGCGCGAAACGACUCUGCGUCUUCGUCGGAUGCGCGGCGACGCUCGAGAAGAGC